AUUGCAAUCACAUCUCCAAAUACUGUGUUAGGUGAGACAAUAUACCUGACACGCAAAAGUUCCAUUUGUGCUUUAUGGAACACAUUCAUUGACAGCGAGACUCGAAUCAUUGACUACCAUUUCUCAUUGUGUUUGGAACACGAUAAACAUAACUGUCCUAUCUCAUCUCGCGACCUCAACAAUAGAACAUUCAUAUGUAUCGAAGAACCACCUAUUACAGAAGGCCAGAGUUAUAUCAUAAGAAUUACUGCAACAAACCAAGUUGGUCUCAGCUCAACAGCAGAUUCUGCAAAGUUUAUCAUCGAUACGACCGAGCCGGAUGUUGGGGAGAUAACUGCAUUGAAUCCUUUGGGAGAUGAAUACAAUUUUGUCUCGUCUGCAAUCCUGGCCCGCUGGCACGGUUUCAUUGACCUCGAGACUGGGGUCUCUGGUUAUUCAUUAUGUAUCGGGACAGAACCUGCGUUGUGUGAUGUAACUGGAUUGGUUUCUGUAGGAAAUGCGUCAAGCUACACUUGGUAUAACCUGAGUUUGGUCCACGAUGAGGAAUAUUUUGUGUCUCUAAAAUGUGGAAACAAUGCUGGCUUAUCUACGAAUUUUACAUCCUCACAACCAAUUUCUGUAGACACGACAGGUACGCUACUGACUUACACAAUGUAUUUUUCACGUACACGCGUAAAAACGCACAAGUUGUUACAGGUCUGCAAACAAGUUGUUACAAAUCUGUUCACAAGCUGUCGACAAGUUGUGUUCGCACUGCUUGUUCCCAGUUGUUCUAACAAGUUUGGAACAAGCUGUUAACAACUUGUAACAAGCUUGAUGGCAUUAUCAGACUUGUUACAAGGUUGUUCUAGCAGGUUUGAUACAGUCAUAGCAAGAAUGUUACAAGGUUCUGGUUGACGACACAAGGUUGUAACAAUAGUGUUAUAUCAGGACUGUAUCGGACUUGUUGGAACAAUACAACCAACCCAAUAUCAACAAGGUUAUUACAAGUUGUCAAUGUUCAGCUUGGUCCGAACAUGUUGACAACUUGGGACAAGCAGUGCGAACACAACUUGUUGACGACUUGUAGGCAGACUUGCUACAAGAUGCAAGACAGCAGCUUAUUGUAGAAUACUACAUAGACUGGAUAAACAUUUUGCACGCAUAUAUUAACAUGCUUGAUUUUCUUAUAGCUCCACCUCUUAGUAAAGUUCUGGACGGUUUCGAGGAAUCAAAAGACAUUGACUACCAGCAAAGCCGUAGGCACGUGUUUGCCACGUGGUUCAACGUUGAAGACCCUGAAAGUGAUGUCAUCACCCUUACAUGGUGUAUCGGAUCCAGGCCUCGAUCAUGUGACCUCAAAGUCAGUACCUUAUUAGAUGUUUCUGCGAGUAAAAUGUCGACAUACCUUAACCAACCAAUCAAAAACGGGGGUAGGUAUUACGUCACACUCAAAGCGACCAAUGGUGCAGGUUUGACCAGUAUUAUGGUAUCUGAUGGUGUUAUAGUUGAUUACACACCACCAAGUGCUGGGAUGGUUAUUGAUGAUCAAGAUGUUGAUAUUGAUUACCUCAAGGAUGGUGAUACAGUUUAUGCUCGAUGGUCAGAAUUUGAAGAUGAUGAAAGUGGUAUAAAAUCUUACCAGUUUGCAUUAUGUGAGAAAGAAAAUAUAACCGCUUGUCCAACGGCGUUUUCAGACACAGGCCUACAGACGAAUAUAAGUUUGUCAGGUUGGUUUAAUUUCCUUGUUCUUGGUUCAGAUAUUGGUGUGCGGUAGCUCAGACAACAAUUUCUUUCGGUCAGAUGUUCGAUGACUUUGAGUUUCGGGCGGACAUAUGUAUUGUGAUGUCCGAUGACUUUGAGUUCAGUUUGGCUUGGAAAUAAGUAUGAAUGCAGACACAAAUGAAUAUUAGCAAAUUUUGGAAAAGUCAUUUGAAUCUUGGCAAUGAAUUUCCAAACCCCACUGUGAAAACCCCGCAUUUGAUUACACAUUUCCAGUUCAUUUUUUAUCUCCAUUUAGUAUAAUUACAUAGGUGAUUAUUGAAAAUUCUCCACGCUGAUUGGUUGCCAUUGAGGUGAUUAUUACGCGAUAAUCACCUAAGCGAUUUUCAAAAUGGCGGCCGAAGCCGUUUUGUCAAUUAAAUGACGAAAAAAUGUGUAUUUUUUAUUUUUUUCUAAAUAAUCACCUAUGAAAUUAUACUAAAACAAUUAUUGACCUCAGGCUCGGUGAUUAUCGUGAAUAAAAACCUCGACUUCGUCUCGGUUUUUAUUCACCGAUAAUCACCUCGCCUUCGGCGAAUAAUUGUUAAUUAACAUGCGAGCCUAGUCCUGGACUACGGUACAUUUUGAUUUACGUUGGACAAAGUUACACACCGGACACCAAUUCUCUUGGUUCGGACAAACAAUAAACCUCAGUUUCACUUAGGUCAGACAGAAUGUCCAGUGGUUUCCUUUCUACGUCGGACAAUUUCACGAAUGGGUCGGACAAUGUCCGUGACCAAACGAUAUUCUAAGGCUUGCAGUUGGUGUCAGCGUGAGAAGGUAAAUUAUUUUCAUUAACCUUUUCUUUAGGCACGGAGUUACAAAGUGGUCUAGAGUAUGUGAUAAUAGUUCGUGCUACCAAUAUGGUUGGUUUGCGUCAGCAGGCGACGUCAGAUGGAUUUACAGUGGACGCAACGAUACCAGUCUCAGGGCGAGUCGUAAUUGUCAACCCAUCACCAAGCAAUUUCGAUAUCCAGCAAAUUACAGCUAGGUAUGGCACUGUUAAAAAAAGCCCGUAAUUUUACAGUAAAAACGGUACUGACAGCAGAGAAUGUAAUCUAAUUUUACACAGACUGUUUUUUAAACCGAAGUCUGUAUUUAUACCAUAAAAAGGCGCACCGUAAUUUGCAAUUACAGUGUAGUUACUGUAAAAGAUUACCGUCAAACACGUGUCAAAUAACUGAUUUAUUUUUAAAUACUGUCCAUUAUACUGUAAUUUACGAUUAUAGUAUACCUACUGUAAAAAAUAACAGAAUAUACACCCUUUUCAUAAAUGGCUGCCGAUUAAAAAUUCUUUUUUGUGCAUAUAAAUAGGCCCAACUAGCCUCGUUUCUGGGCAGAAAUUCCUUUGAAAUUUAACAUGAGUACGAGGCUAGUUGGGCCAAUUUAUAUGCACAUAAAAGAAUUUUUAAUCGGCAGCCAUUUAUGAAAAGGGUGUAUUAUUCGGUAAAAACCGCAGAUAUUUUUAACAGUGUAACUUUUAUUUUGGAUGUACAAAGCACAAUAGGACAUGUGCCACGCUGUCACACAUGUGGAAGAUUCGUAUAUUUUUUUAUUUAAGACGCGCUCAAAACAUUUCCACUUGGUUAUGACUAUAUUUCAUUUUUCUAAAAUUUUUUAUACGUUUCUCAAGCGGCAAACAAACUUUCAAACACUCAUUAAUAAUUCAUAAGCUUAUUGGCAAAUCAUGUCAACCAUAAUAUGUCACGUGCAGUGGCUUUAAACCUGAUAAAACACCCCUAAUUAGUAUUCUUUAUAUAAAAAAUACUAAUAAGGCAGUAUCUAUUGUGGUGGUGUCCUCAUUAGCAUAUCUAUUGAAUUUGUAGUCGUGUUUGAAGCCGUUUAAUAAACUCGCAGGUCGUGUUUUAUUAUUUCUAAAGCCACUCGCGCUGCGCGCUCGUGUCUUUAAACAUAAUAAAACACUCCUGCUCGUUUAUUAAACAGUACUUAACAAACUUAAAAGGUAUGUUUAGUGCUUUAUCUGUAAAGUAAUGCUAAAAUGAAGAUUUUUUAGAUGGUACGAUGUCUGAAGUUCAAGGCCCUGUCACACUAUUGUGUAUGAGAGAAACGUAUGAGAAGCGUAUGAAAAUUAAUGAAAUAAUUUUCAUACGCACAAAAAUUCUUUGAAAUGCCAGCGUAUGAGUACCGUACAUCUGGCGUAUCUCUAGCGUGUUCAGCGUGUGCCUAGAGUAUGCUUAUCGUAUAAACCAUACGUCCGAAUACGAACAAAAUUUUCGAGCAUGCUUCUGCCUCGCCGUAUGCCACCGUAUGCGACCGUGCUUGAAACGUAUACUAUGCCUAACGUAUACCCCUAGCGUAUACCGGCGUAUGAGUGAUAUUUUUCAUACGCUGGCAUACGCUAGUAGGAUACGCAAUAGUGUGACAGGGCCUUCAGUAUGUAUUGCUUAUAUUGCUGUAUAUAAGUAUGGCGUCAAUUUUACAGCAUCAAUGAUUAUCACAUUUAAAUUGACAAUAUUUAACUAUUAUUUUGAGUUUCUCAACCGCCAGAUACAUGUAAAAAGGUUGUUAACUGUGUAAACUACAAAAUAAAGCUGAAACAAAGUAAUUCUGAGAGGAACGCCAAAAAUAUUUUAGGUUUUGAACAUUUUUCAUCGCAAAUACACGGCAUUGAAAACAAUUGCCUCUUUUAAAAAAUUGCACCGUGUAACAUGGCCUUUAUACUAUAUAAUUUUCAGAUGGGAGAAUUUCAUGGACGCAGAAUCAGAUUUAUCUCAAUAUGAAAUAUGCCUUGGGACAAGCCAGGGAGAAUGCGAUGAGAUUGACUUCCGCUCUGUUGGACUGAACACUACUCACAAUUUCACUGAGCUCAAAUUACGUCAUCAGGAAACAUAUUACGUCACACUAAAGGCAAUUAACAACGCGGGACUGUCCACGCAAGUGACUUCAGAUGAAAUAAAGAUUGAUGUCACUCCACCACAACCAGUAAAAGAGAUGAGUGGAAUUUCAUUGGAUUUGGAGGAGAUUUGUAGUGAGACCUCUGGUGGAUCUUGUAAUACGACAAGUACAACAUCAGGUAAAAUUAAAAUUAUUGUAUUUAUAUUGGAUAGCUCUACCAGUCGUAAACUGUUCUUCCUAGAGGUUUAGCAAGGACCGUCUCUUAUUGGUCCAGUGUUACUACAGGAGGAAACCUAAACUAAACUAACUUUAUUUGUACUGGAUAGCUCUAUCAGUUCUAAACGGUUCUCCCUGGAGGUCCGUAAGGAUAAUCCCGUAUCGAUCGAAAACUCAUAUCCUCUUAAGGUCCAUACACAUCGGACGCGAUUCGACAACGCGACUCGAUUUUUCGAUUUUCACUGAACGAUAACUUUGAUCCUAAUUUAAAUUUUCCAAAUAUUUAGAAGCGUUACAACAUUUUGAGUUAUUUGGUCUACAUAUCUUUUAAAAUUUGCUCUUAUUGGCUGUUUUACUAACUUUCAAAAACCAAAAAAUCGCGUUGCGUUGUCGAAUCGCGCCCAGUGUGUAUGGACUUUUAUUCUCGUGCUAUAUACUCUACAGCUUUUUUCUUUUGACUCCUAUCAAUAAUCAGCGUCCGAUCAUAUCAGAAAAAGCCCUGAAACAAACAAAAACAAACAAGCAAAACAGGCAGGCAGGCAGGCAAGCAAGCAAACAAACAAACAAACAAACAAACAAACAAACAAACAAACAAACAAACAAACAAACAAACAAACAAACAAACAAACAAACAAACAAACAAACAAACAAACAAACAAACUGACAUAUUGCUUCUUAACCUUUAUUGUUUUAGAAACGAAAACCCAUGUUUCUAUAGAAAUUUCCUGCAGUAGUGGCUUGGUCAAAGCUUCGUGGUUGAAACAUGAAGACAAAGAAUCAGGCAUAGCCAAAAUUGAGUGGUGUAUUGAAAGUGUUGACAAUAUGUGUAAUAUACAGCCUUGGGAGACAGUACCAACAAACCUACAAACAAAAUCUUCUAUCAUUCAUUCACUUUCGACCUUAACAAGUAUCCAAGCUGUGGUUCGUAUUUCAAAUGGCGUAGGAAACACUGCAUUGCUUAAAUCAACCUUGUGCAACCCAGUAAAAACAUUCCCUCCUAAACUCGAUGUGGCCGAAGUAAAGGAUUUGAAUGAUACUCGGACUGAUAUAGACUACCAGACCGACACUGAAGCGAUUAUAGUCACGUGGUCGUCGCCAAGCAACGUGUUGUCAUACUCUAGUAUCCAGGCUGCGCUAACCGAGCCGAAAGAAAACCUAAAUGUAACCGAGUCUCUGCUUCAAAAAUGGCGGGGAGAACCGUUUGCUUUUGAAUUCGUGGACAUUCCACGAGGAAAGACGCACAUUCGGUUUAGUGGUGAUAGGAUAAAGCCAUACACGAAGUAUCGACCCGUCGUUAGACGCUGUGACAAGGUUGGACUCUGUCGAGAUUCAGUUGGAGAUGGAGUUGUGAUUGUGCCAGACGCACCCCCUGAUAUACAG
Messenger RNA from Paramuricea clavata, 6192 nucleotides. The record is from the annotation of a GenBank genome assembly. Lineage: Eukaryota; Metazoa; Cnidaria; Anthozoa; Malacalcyonacea; Plexauridae.